AUGAUAAAGCGGCAAACCACUAUUGCCUCGUCUGUCCCCCGCAACGCGGAACGCGAUGUACAGUGCCUUGCGUCUGGUCAACUGGCAACCCAUUCCAAGUCUUCGUGGCCUGACGAGGCUCCUAACACAGAGAGCCCUCACGAACAACAGCAGAGCCUGUUGCUCUCCCGGAUCAUCACAAACAUCGAAAAGCUGAAUGAAGCCGUGGCGAUGAUGAACAGAAACCUCCAGGAGGUCAAUAUCCAGAACAUGAAUGUAGAACUGGUCGCACAGAUGUUCAAGAACUACCAAUCCAAUGUCCUCUUCCACCUGGAAGCAACGGAGAACCUCAAGGAUCCGAUUUGA
Exophiala dermatitidis NIH/UT8656 is the source of this 345-nucleotide messenger RNA. RefSeq lists its product as uncharacterized. NCBI's taxonomy places the organism in Eukaryota, Fungi, Ascomycota, Eurotiomycetes, Chaetothyriales, Herpotrichiellaceae. The record is from RefSeq and is a predicted model, not a curated record. Gene Ontology annotation, biological process: attachment of spindle microtubules to kinetochore. The coding region runs from base 1 to 345 and encodes 114 amino acids. The transcript has 5 exons. Gene Ontology annotation, cellular component: mitotic spindle; DASH complex.